AUGGAUUCUUGUCCUAACUUUAGUUUAGGACUUAGUCAGUUAGAUAUACCUGUUGGGUUUGUUCCUGGUACAUUUGAUUUUGAAGAACUCGAUUUCACAGAGAAUCAUUCAAAGCAUCGAAAUGAUCCCACAACAAUGAAGAAAUUGAAGGAAGCAACCACUUCCAAAUCAAAGAAAUCAACUUCAAAAAUGGCAAGAAAGAAGAAGUUUGAUGAUUCCGGUAGACCACGUCUUCCGAAGGGCAUGAAAUAUCGUAUAGAUAAAGUACCGGAGCACUCUUUGCAUAUUUUGAGCUUAUUCAACCGUGUGCAACUGGAUUGGGCAGAUUUCAAAAUGCUCCUUAUGCUAGAAAUCCAACAACAUAUUAAGGACGAGAUACAUGUGCAUGUGCAGGGGAAGAUUUUGAAAUUUACCAUUAUCACCGGCAUGAAAUGCACCGGUGAUAUUGAUGAGUUUAUGUAUACUUCAUCAUCAAAAUCUCCUUUGAUGUUGAAGUAUUUUCCUGAAUCUGGAGGUGGUAUAACUAGAUCAAAACUGAUAACACGUGUGAAGAUGGGAAAUUUUGAGAACUCUGAAGAUGCUUUGAACCUUGCAAUAUUAUAUUUUAUUCAUACAUUCAUGUUAUUUCAGCAUAAAGAAGCACCAAUCAAUAUAAAAAAAACUGCUUUGCGACAUAAAAACAUCAUCCCAAGAAUACUUAACUGGUCUGUUGAGUGUACAAGGCCUAAGUACGAAUCUUUUAUGUCUGGCAUGUUCAGUAAGUGUUCUUUCAAGAAUUUACGGCCUACAAACGAAGAAGUUCGUACUUUAGAUUUGUCUUUCUCUGAGGAUUUUGUGGUUUUUGAUCCUAUAUUUGUUGUUUCCUCUUCUGUUGCUGUGAAAAUGCAAACGGCAGGCGAUGAAGAUCAAUCGCGUGUUGUCACUGGAGAUGACGACUAUGAUGAUUUCACCACUGGACUUACUCAGGAAUUUCUAAGAAAGGCUCGUUUGGCUAAACCUGUAUCAACUGAACAACUAUCCAAAAGAAGAAAGACAGUUAUGUUUCAGGAAGUUAGUCCAGUUGCGACAAAUGGACAGAAAUCAACAAGUUCUCAUUCAGUAUGUCGUGUAUCGGAAAUUGGUGUUUCCCCUGAGCGCGAACAACUCAAGUUUGUUCCUUCGUCUUCCUCAAUGCCUGAAAGGACUUCUAAGUCUAAUUUAGAUAUGGAGCAGAUAAAGAGUUACAUCAAAACAUAUGUGAAUGAAAAAAUUGCUGAGCUGAAAACACUAAUCUCCAAUAUACCUAAUGAGGUUGUUAAAGCAUUGAAGAAAGAAGAGAAUAAAGAAUCUUUGCAUGAAGAUGAGUACACGGGACCAGUCAUUGACAUAACAAAUGAUGAACCAACAGUACUUGAACCUUUGAAAACAGAGAUCCAAGAUUGUGUCCACAUUCAUACUGAAUGUCCAACAAUAGCUAAGGAUGAGCAUAAUGACGCAAUAGAAGCAGGUUGUACUGAAGAUCUGACCAUACAUCAAAGCCCUCACAUGAAGCAUUUAGAGGAUGAGCAUAAUGAUGCAAAAAAAGCAAAUUGUAAUGAAGAACUGAGCAGAGAGCAUAGCGCUCAUAUGAAACAUUUAGAGGAUGCACUUAUUUUCGAUAAAGAGGAAGCUACUAUCAAAUAUUUGGGAAAACAGCAUACUCCUGUGAUGGAUGAGUAUAUUGCCACAAAAGAAUCAUUUUGUGCUGACGAAUUGAACAAACAUCAUAGUACUGAUGUGACAGAUUUGCAGGAUGAUGUGAAUGUCAUAUUAACGGAGUCUGAUCAAGAUGCUUUAGACACACUAAUAUUUGGGUUGUCAACACCUUCGAAUACAAAAAAAUUCGAUGUUGUUACACCAAAUUUAGUGACGGAAAAGACAAAAAAAAAGUCAAAGAUUUUCAGGUCACCAUACAUCACAAAAUUUGGAUCGAGCUCUAAAGAUGAGGGCAGUUCUGAUAAUGAAGAGAAGCAGAGGUAUGCUUUUGAUGGUUGUACCAUUUACGAAGACAUGCCUAAUCAAUUGAUCAACGAUUAUUCACAGUGGCUUGAACUUGGGUUACUGAAAUAUCAUGCAUCAAAGAAACAAACAGACAAUCACUAUCUAAAAAAUGCUCCAGGAUUAGGUUCUCCUCUAUUGGACUUUAUUGUUGCACAAGCACUCUCAAAGAAUUGGUUCUACUUGAUGAUGCAACCCAAAAUGUGUUGGAAUGAUGAGACUGAAAGAGUUGACUGGUCAACACUUAAAGCGUACGAAGGGAAACUUCGUCUGGAAACUGGUGAGAUAAGUCACAACCCAUUUGAUGUUGAAUGUGUCCAAAAUAUUCCACAACAAGCGUCUGAUAGUUUGGACUGCGGGGUAUUUGUGACUGCAUAUGCAGAAAUAUUGAGUGAAGGGCAGCAAGUUCCUUCAUGUGAGUUUGAAGCUGCUAGUCAACGUGCACGUUAUGCUUCGUUACUAUGGCAUUACUGA
This is a messenger RNA of Capsicum annuum, 2490 nucleotides long. RefSeq lists its product as uncharacterized. NCBI's taxonomy places the organism in Eukaryota, Viridiplantae, Streptophyta, Magnoliopsida, Solanales, Solanaceae. The record is from RefSeq and is a predicted model, not a curated record. Gene Ontology annotation, biological process: proteolysis. The transcript has 17 exons. Gene Ontology annotation, molecular function: cysteine-type peptidase activity. The coding region runs from base 1 to 2490 and encodes 829 amino acids.